UGCCCGCUGAACGUCUCGCGCUCUAUUUCAGAAUGCAGGUGUCUCUAGCGCUCGUGCACUGCGGCGCACGGCUGCUGUUGCUGCUGCUGCUGCUGCUUCUACAACAGGGAUGUUUCACAGCUGCGCACGGGAGGGUUUUUAAAAAUGAUGCUACAGAAAUUAUACCAGAAUACAUGGAGGACACGCAGCGACCCGAGGAGCAGAUACAACUUUCUAACAAUAACACAUUGAACAGGGCUAAGAACGGGGGAAGGAGGUCAUCAGCCAGCUCACAUACUUAUGGAGCCUCUGAACUAAGCUGUCGGGAGCUGCGUUCUACCCGCUACAUUACGGAUGGAUCUUGCCGCAGUGCCAAGCCAGUGAAAGAACUGGUGUGUUCUGGUCAAUGCCUUCCAGCUCACCUGAUGCCAAAUUCAAUUCUAAGAGGAAAAUGGUGGAGAAGCAGUUCCUCUGAUUACCGCUGCAUUCCUGCACACUCUCGCACCCAGCGGAUACAACUCCAGUGUCCAAACAGACCAAACAGGACAUACAAAAUCCGAGUGGUCACCUCUUGCAAGUGCAAACGUUACACUCGCCAUAACAACCAAUCAGAUGCCAAGGAGUUGUCGUCCCAGAAGCCACGACGCAAUAAGAAGCACACGCGCAUUCAGCAGGGACAAGGCCACAACAAUAUGCCUGCAGUCAACAGCAAUUCGUACUGAAGGGAAAGCCGUUCCUGUGUGUGAAAUUAUACAAAUCAUUCUCUCUUGCACACAUACACACAUUCAAAUACACCUAUAUUCAUGCAAACUUCCGAAACUAAAAUUCUCAGCUAUAAAAGGGAAGGAAUCAAAUAAAGGAAUAAACCCAUUAACAUCUAACAAAUUUGUUGCCCUGGCCAACAACUUUUCAAUGUAUUUCAGAUGUGUCAGUGUUUGUAUGAGCUCUUCAGCCUGAAUAGUCCCAGUAACAGAGAUGUUUAAUUACAGAAUACCAGUGGACUAAUGGACUUUUGAGUGAAAAGAGGUAUGCUGAGAGGUUAGUACAAGGAAGGAGUGUUGAUCAGUUCAUAAUAUAUUUUUGAGGAAGAAAUAUCUCCUGAGGAAAAAUUCCUAAGCAUUUCAUUUCAAGUUUGAGGUUCACUGAAAGGGUAAGCUAACUUUGACUAGGGUCAAACACGAAACACUUAACCAAUCUACUAAGUGCUGCAAAUAUGUUGCUGAUGUGAAUGUGUGUAUACCAGAUUUGUCAUCCUCUUUUGGGACUUAGUGGCAUAUAAUUUGCCUGUCCAGCGACGUUGGGUCCAAGUGACAUACUGCUGCUGACAGAUUGCUAAGGCCCAGAAUUCUUGACCGUGGUCAUUUGACCAGCUCUUGAGUCCUCUUGACAGGCUGGGGAGCUGAGCCAGUCACUGUGUGAGUUUCUACCAACUUUACAUUUCCACAAGAAACUUAUCGGAACUGGCAGUUAGAGCCGUGUUAUAGAGAGUUUGAAAAGUUGUGUCAGCCCUCCACGGUCCAAGUCUUCAUAGGUCAAGAACUGCAAACGGUAUUCCUUUGACUUGUCCUAAUUACCAAAUAGUUCAAUUUCUGUGUUUAGGAUUUGAGUCAUAAAAAGUAAUUUCCUCUAGACAUGGUCAGUUCCUGUUUGUUAGAACACCAGAAAAAAGGCCCACAUGUGUGUAAGAAUUUGCAGCAAUUCUGCCGUGUGUUACCUUGCGGCCAUAGAACUUUUCUGCACUCUCCUUCAAUGGAAACCAUUUGGAGAUAUUCAGCCAUCUGCAAUCACUAGCAGAUACUGUAUAUAAAUAGUCACAUACAUCCAUCACUGAGCUCUUCAGAGAAGACAUCAGCCUCCCUGUCUCCUCAUCUGCCUUUGUACAGGAAAGACAAGAUAAAUAAGAAUUGAAUCUAACUUUGAAAUGUUAGGCUGGAUCUUGAUAUUACACAGGAUAAAGAGAUAAGAGAAUGCCAAAUCAGACAGUUUUGUCUACACACACAUCUUGCUUCGGUCUGUUUAAUGAGGACUAUUCCAUUAAUUUUUGUAGAAUUUUCUGCUCACGACUUCCUCGCCUGUUUUCUAAACAGUGCAGACAAUGAUUGCUUAUUUUUCAAUUGUGUAUUUUAAAUAGCAACUGGAAGGGAUUUUUUUUUAAAUAAUGUAAUCAGUGUGUCCAUCAGAAGCAUUUUGUACAUAUUGUACUGUACCUGUGUGGUCUAAUUGAGCAGUAUAAAUGACAGAGUACUCAACAAAUAGAUCCACACCCUGUCCGACCAAAAGACUAACAAAGAAUGAACUGCAUAUUUAUUUUUUUAAAUUUGACAUUUAAAUUAUUUAUGCAAUCUUUUUAGCCAUUAUUGUACUAUAUGUAAUUAUAGUGAAUUUCAUUAUGAAAGAGAAAAUGAAUAAAGUUAAGCAUUGUAUA
Myxocyprinus asiaticus (Chinese sucker) is the source of this 2404-nucleotide messenger RNA. Its product is annotated as sclerostin-like. Bases 33 to 701 code for a protein of 222 amino acids. NCBI's taxonomy places the organism in Eukaryota, Metazoa, Chordata, Actinopteri, Cypriniformes, Catostomidae. The transcript is spliced from 2 exons. Gene Ontology annotation, molecular function: BMP binding. Gene Ontology annotation, biological process: negative regulation of Wnt signaling pathway; ossification; negative regulation of BMP signaling pathway. The record is from RefSeq and is a predicted model, not a curated record.